This is a messenger RNA of Carassius auratus (goldfish), 2241 nucleotides long. RefSeq lists its product as uncharacterized. Gene Ontology annotation, molecular function: tumor necrosis factor receptor binding. The record is from RefSeq and is a predicted model, not a curated record. Gene Ontology annotation, cellular component: membrane. The transcript has 4 exons. Gene Ontology annotation, biological process: immune response. NCBI's taxonomy places the organism in Eukaryota, Metazoa, Chordata, Actinopteri, Cypriniformes, Cyprinidae. The coding region runs from base 144 to 773 and encodes 209 amino acids.
UCACCCACAGGUGAAGCGGAGUAAAAGCGCACUGUUGAGCGCGUGGGAGAGACUCCUAUCUCAUUACAUUCGACAACUUCAUCCGGUACAAGAGUCAUUUCUUGUUUGAGACUGUAGUUAUUUCAACUUGUUGAGGAGCAGGCAUGGAUACAGCGCGGUCUGCUAGGACGCAUAUCAUCUGGACAUCGAUAGCUUUGAUCUUUAUUUUAAUCGCAUCGUGCUUGGCAUAUGUCUUCGUGUCAAAGGUGCCCAAAUGCCAAAUAACAAACAUCGUGAAUGUCGCUGAAUUUACAGCAAGUAUGUUCAGACAUGAGGUCUCUCAUGAACACUGGCUUCUGAAAGCUCAGAACUACAGUGCGGCAGAUCAUCGUUUGAUCUGGGAGGAUGAGUGGCUGGGAUACAGGAACGAGAGUGAGAGUAUUCUGGACCAGACUAACAUGUGGAUGGUCAUUCGAGAGAAAGGUGUCUACCUGGUCUAUAUACAAGCUAACUUCAUUCUAAACCCACGGAAGAAUAAUGGUUCUACUGUAGAACUGAAAAUUUUAGUGGAUUUCAGUUAUGGUGGGCAGAAGGAGAUUUUUUCAGCCGCACAUGACACUCAGGUGGUGAGUGUCAACUCGUCUCCAGAUGCGAAGCUCAACACUUUCCUUCUGAUGAAAAUGCAGUCAACAAGCCAGUUAUCAGUGAGAGUAUUUCCAAGUCACUUGGUGAACUACCAACCCAGACCCUUCUCCACCUUUAUCACUAUCAUAAAACUGGCAGACAACUGGUAGACUGUCGCAUAUGUUGCAGAAGUGAUUGGCUUUCCCGGUGAAAACCAUAUCCAUGUCCAAUUUUUACAAUGACGGUUGUUCUUAUCUUCUUGUUAGCUUUAUAUGUGACAUUCUGAGUGGACGCGGUCUCAAGAUCAGCUGCUAGAACACCUGAGAUUUUCCAGCUAUUGUACUAGGAAAUGCUCGCUGACAUUAACAAGGAUUGCGUGGGGGGUUGUGAUACUUUCUUGGUGUUUUUUCUUCUUCCUUUCGAAAUAUGAAGAUCACAUCUCAUGAUCUUCUCAGAAGCAUGACACAUUUUCCUCUCAACAGAUAUAUGAGUUAGGUUUGUUUUGUUUCAGUUUUUUUAUGAGUCAAGAUCAAAAAGGGCAUGAUAUACUGUUUAUGAGCACCGACUUUGAAGAUUCUCAUGUAUUACUUACAUAAAAGAUGUCAUAACUGCCUGCAAACAUUUGUUUUACAAAACAGUAGUAAGCUAAUUCUCUUUAGUGAAGUGCAUCUUCCUGUAUAUAUUUAAUCACGCAGUAUUUUAAUCAUCGACAGUUGAAUGUAAACACUUCUUAAUACCCUAUCUUUGUCCAGCAUCAGUGUUUGAUAUGAAUGCUCAUUGUGUCAAAACAAAAGCUAAUGAUAUGGAGCAAUAUUUUGUGUAAAUAUGUGCUUCCUUUUUUAAGACAAGAAAUCUGCAUUUUUAUUUGUCAAAGUUCUUGAAAUGUGGUGCCAAUUUUUAUCUGUGAGCAGAUUCAUCCAGCCACAGAAGCUGGAAAGAUUAUUUUUUCAUGAAUGUCAUGGAAGUGUUUUCUGGUGGUGGUGGUGGUGAUGUUUUUUUGUUCUUUUUCCUCACAUAAAAAAAUACCACUAGUUACACUAAUGCAAUCAGUCAAGCAAGCCAUAGGAAUCUGAACAACAUCAGCUGUUUUAAUGAGACAACGGAGUGCUUUUCUUUUCCAGCGAGUGGGAAAGUUUCUUUUCCAAAACCCAGUAUUUUUUUCUGUCAGGAAAAUACCUUUUCUGAUGAUUCAUACUUUUUUUGUAUUCAGAUGACCCAAACCAGCUGGCCAAAUCUAAAGAAGAUAUUUAAAACAAGAGAGUAAAUGUACUGCUUUUUUCUUUCUUUCUUUUUGUAUGAAAUUUUUGUUCUUUCACAGCUAAGCCCUUAUACAUAUUAUAUCUAAAAAGGUAAUUGUUAAUGCUGAGUGAUUUUAAUUUACUACUUUUUUUUUUUUUACUGUUCUCAAAUAUGCAAAAAUAUAUUUAUGUCAUUUUAAUAUUUUUAUUUAAACUAAUAAUUAUAAAUAAAGCAAUCUGUUUUCCCUUUGCAUGCCUCAUUUUCAGUAAGUUAAUUUCUUUAUAUUAACCAAACAUCACACUUCAGUAGAAAGUUGUUUGUGAUAAAUGUUUAAUAAAUGGAUGGUUACAAAAAUGUCCCAACCAGACAAUGUAAUAUCACAAACAAAAUGAUUUAUGU